UGGUUGAAUUUUGAUUGAACGAAGAAACGUUCGGAAUUUCGGAUUCGGAACGGUACAUCGUCUUUUGGAGUGCUUUUUCAUCUAAAAUGACGAAGGGUACAUCCAGCUUUGGUAAGCGGCGUAAUAAGACGCAUACGUUGUGCAGGAGAUGUGGACGUAGCUCCUAUCACAUCCAGAAGUCACAAUGUGCACAAUGUGGCUAUCCUGCUAAGAAAAUGCGUUCAUAUAACUGGUCGAUCAAAGCAAAGAGGAGGAAGACCACUGGUACUGGCCGCAUGCGUUAUCUUAAGAUCGUACGCCGUAAAUUCAAGAAUGGAUUCAGGGAAGGUUUACCAAAACCCAAAGCUGUUGCAGCUAAGUAAUACAUUGACUUCCCUCUGUCUUAUUGUCUAAUUAAGUUGUAAUUUUGACUAUCCAAUAAAAAAUCCAAUUACAAAAUUA
Messenger RNA from Mycetomoellerius zeteki, 441 nucleotides. It is a transcript of the gene RpL37-1, whose product is annotated as ribosomal protein L37-1. Gene Ontology annotation, molecular function: structural constituent of ribosome; RNA binding. The record is from RefSeq and is a predicted model, not a curated record. Lineage: Eukaryota; Metazoa; Arthropoda; Insecta; Hymenoptera; Formicidae. Gene Ontology annotation, cellular component: cytosolic large ribosomal subunit; ribosome. The transcript has 4 exons. Gene Ontology annotation, biological process: translation. Bases 87 to 362 code for a protein of 91 amino acids.